Molecule: messenger RNA, 472 nt
Organism: Bursaphelenchus okinawaensis
Lineage: Eukaryota; Metazoa; Nematoda; Chromadorea; Rhabditida; Aphelenchoididae
Source: the annotation of a GenBank genome assembly
AUGCGAUCGCUGGGACAUGUGCCAACAGUCGGUGAAACUGUAGAAUACAUGAAAGAGAAAGGUAACAAUAAAACUUACUUCAAACUUCAUAUCGAAAACUCACUUUUCUUUAAAAUUAUCCUAGUUACUUUUAUUUUUUAAUAGACAAAAUUUUUUGAUAUCUAAACCAUCAAAACCCUUUGCAGGACCUCGCAUAGAGUUUCCCAAAUUCCUUGAGAUCAUUCACCACGAAAAUCAGAGAAAGAUCGACCCAGUAUGGGAGUGCGCUCAAUGUUUUAAAGCACUAGAUACCAGAAAGACAGGAUAUUUGAGUAGAUCUGAGUUCUUUUCAUUAUUAACAAGAUUCGGAGAAAAGAUGGAUCCAAUAGAAGUAGAAAUGUCUUUACAGAGAAUGGGAAUGUGCGGUUAUGGCCUUAAAAUCCCGAUCGAACAGCUUAUACAUCACAUUUCUGGACCUGCGCCUUUGCCAUAA